AUGUCCGACUCAGUCUUCAAGAAGCCUUGUGUCCCCCCUUCAAAAGCAACCUCCCGUACCUCAACUCCCGCCACGGAUACCUCUAGCAAUAUGUCUACUGUUACAAAGGCGACUCAAGCUUCCUCUGCCGCUUCUGUCUCCUCUGGGUGCUCUGCACCCUCAGAUCCCCCAAAGUCGACGAAGGAAGAACGAAAGCAAUGGUUCACGAAGACGAUGGCGGAAUUCGACAAGAUGUCCCGUAAGGAACUGAGAGAAAUGCUUAGGAAGGAUGGCCGCAUGGUUGGCAGAGGACCGUCAUACGAUUUCGAGGAGGACAUCGAGUAUGAGCAGAGCUGUAUGAAAGACUAA
Molecule: messenger RNA, 348 nt
Organism: Nannizzia gypsea CBS 118893
Lineage: Eukaryota; Fungi; Ascomycota; Eurotiomycetes; Onygenales; Arthrodermataceae
Exons: 2
Coding region: 1-348 (115 amino acids)
Source: RefSeq, a predicted model, not a curated record